GAAGUACUAGCAAAUAUUUCUGCAUUCGAAAUAAGUAAAGGUGAAAUCACUAUAUCUGGAAUGGAUGAGAACAAAUCUACUGCAUCUGGAGUGGAUUGUAAUACUGGUACAACUAAAGUAAAUAAGAGUAAAUUUACUGCAUCUGAAAUGAGUAAAGAUGGUACUAUUAAAGCUAGAAUAGAAAAAAGUAAAUCCACUGCAUUUGAGGCCGAUAAAG
This is a messenger RNA of Funneliformis caledonium, 217 nucleotides long. The record is from the annotation of a GenBank genome assembly. Lineage: Eukaryota; Fungi; Glomeromycota; Glomeromycetes; Glomerales; Glomeraceae.